AUGCCGGCAGCAAAGUGGACCACCGAUGAACAGUACGUCUGGCUUCAAGAUCGGUUAGCGACGUAUAUGGUCCACGCGAAGGAAAAGGAUUACUCACGUUUCUGGGCUCCGUGUCGUAUAGCCUGGUUCGCGCAGUUCCCAGAACGUGCGGUGGUCUAUCCUGACAUCCCCAAGGAUGUUGAGCUUACCUGCGAGCAGCAAAAGGUCGUUGAGCUCGCAGAGGAGGCGCGUGAGGCGCAACUACACACCUGGUUUCGCUGGCGUGUCAAUAAAUCUAAGAAGAACCGCAGCCUAAAGAAGAAACUAACAGUCUUUGACGAUACUCUGCAGCCGAAGAGACGCGCGAAGUCAGAGGCUGAAAUUUAUUCAGAGUUGUAUUAUGACGAGCGUAUCAAGCCCUUGGUGAUGGCCGAGCAAGAUGCCGGAAACGUGGCAACGUCCGGCAAGCGCGUGGCCCUUGGUCGAAAAUUCUCGAAGGAGUUACUGGAAGAUGAGACUGAAGAGAUCAAGGCAGAGAUUCGUGAAAAGUAUGAGGAACAACUCACUCACAAGAAGCGCGCCAAGCGUGAGAAGAACGUUCUUGACGAUGACGCCGACAACGACGACAACGAAGAGUUAGAUGCGGAGGCAAUCAUGCAAGGUAUAGAUGACUUACCUGUCAUUUGUCGACGCUUCGCGAAGCUUGUCAAGCAGAAGACUCGCUUCAUGGUCUCGUUUAUGUUUGCUGGUCCUGAUCCUAGAAAUGACUGGGACAUGACGACAUUAUCGUGUCAUCCUUCAGAAACACCUCAAGGCGAUUCCUUUGCCGAGCUAUACCAGACGGCUGAUAGCGACUUCUUGGCAGCCUUCCAGCAGUACGCAGAACAAAUAUUUCCUGGCAACAAGCGGAAGCCCGACAACAAGGCCGAAAGCAGUGAGAUUGGAGGCAUUGCUGAGGAAGAGUCUGAGGAGCGUGAAGAGGAUGGGGAGGAGUGUGAAGAGGAUGGGGACAAAGACGAGGAAGGCGAAGAAGACGAGCCCAAUGCGCAGUCUACAGACGUCGAGGAAGAAUCUCAGCUAAAUGUGGAUGAGGGCGAGGCGAAUCAGUACAUGGAGUCUGCAGUCACUCUUCCCAUCCCUGGUGCAUCCUUAGGCGAUGCAUCUGAUGCAUCAAGUCUUGGGGGAUCAUCUGUGAUGCACGCGUCGAUGGAGACGACUGCCAGUUUACCGUCCUAUGGCACGCCGUUCUAUGGCAUGUCAAUGUAUGACACGCAGCCUCAGCCCAUGUACGGCGCCCAUGCCAUGUAUGGUGGACAGGAUCAAAUGUAUGGCAUGCAAGGACCAACAUAUGACGCGCAGGGCACCAGCCAUGCUUUACUCGCCGGAAAUUCCUGCCUCACUGGGUCUGAUGCAUCGCUUCACUCUCAAGGAACCGCAUUCCCACUACAGACGACUAACCACUUCGAUUUCGGCAUCCCUCCUUCUAAUUCGUUCAUGCCAGGCGCCGUCACCCCCGAGUUUUCGUUCGAUCAGGGAUUCCAGGCUGCAAAUUGGAACAACCAGGCCUGGAGCGUGAACAACAACAAUCCAGGCUGGAAUUUCAGUUCUGCUGAACGAAGCAGCCUGCAGGACUCACUCGACUCACUUCCUGCUCUGCCUCCUCCUGCCAGUGAGCCCAAUGAGGACUCGCGACCUGUUCUACCUUCUCCCAACCCGAUCCUGAGUACGGACGAUACUUCUCUCCCUCCUGUUCUACCUUCUCCCAACCCGAUCCUGAGUACGGACGAUACUUCUCUCCCUUCCAUCGGCAAGGCUCGCACGACGACUGGCAGAAGGGUUGCCCAGAAGGCUACCAAAAAGGGAGACAGCCAGAAGCGUCCUAAUACUAAGUCGACCAAACCCUCAGCUGAAACAGCAACACAGCCGUCUCCCAUUGUGUGUGCCACCAAGAACAAGCAGCCGGCUAAAUCCUCUUCCAAGAAGUCGUCUGUCGCUAAGCCAUCGCCUGGUCAGGCUAUACCCUCCAUUGAAACGGUCGCUCAGCCCUCUGCCCCUUCUGCCCAGUGCACGACCAAAAAAAGGCAGCCACCUGCUGCUAAGCCGUUGGCUGAUGAGUCUGCCGCUACCACAAGGGAGCCCUCACCCGGUCCUUCACCCAACCCUAUUGUCAAUGUAACUGGUGGUGCCUCCAGCGCUUCAUCAUCAGACAGCUUGAUGAAUGUCGCUUUGGACACUGAAGUGCGCAGAAAGCGCGUGCCAAUCAAAUCUAGACGCAAUGACCUUGCAGAUGCUAUUGGGACUAACGGUGUUUCGUUCUACGCUGGGAAGGAGAAUUUAUUGGAGGCCGAAGCACCUCGCUUGUUGAAGCGGCCUGCGCAAAGUGAGGCUUCCAGUGCUCCCAAGAAAAAGCGGACCAAGGCGUGA
Messenger RNA from Suillus clintonianus, 2403 nucleotides. RefSeq lists its product as uncharacterized. The transcript is spliced from 8 exons. Bases 1 to 2403 code for a protein of 800 amino acids. The record is from RefSeq and is a predicted model, not a curated record. Lineage: Eukaryota; Fungi; Basidiomycota; Agaricomycetes; Boletales; Suillaceae.